AUGUUACUAUACUCCAAGCUGCAGGAGGCCGUGUCCAGGUCCACCUCCAAACACCUCCUUCAGAACCUCCUUCCUGCCACCACCUACGACCUCCGUGUGCAGAGCUACAGCGGGGGAGGAGGCUGCGAGGGGGAGGAGGGGGUGAGGAGCACCACGCUGGGAGGAGUCCCUGCGCCUCCAACUUUCUUCACUAAAGUUCUGAAUCAGACGUCGAUCCAGGUUUACUGGGACCUGCCUAAACCGGGUCAAGUGGAGGGCUUCAGGCUGCGUGUGACCCGGGUGUCCCCAGGAGAGGGGCCCCCAGGAGGACAGGGGCCCCCAGGAGGACAGGGGCCCCCAGGAGGAGAGGCGCUGGAACUACCCGCACACAUUAACACACACACCCUGUGUCACCUCAUUCCAGGAGGAGUCUAUGAUGUGGAUCUUGUGGCGUUUAACGGAAACGGCGAAAGUUCCACAAACAAACGUUUGGUUUCUCUGUCUGAGCCGAGUGGCACAGGAUGUGACUGUUCCCGCGGCGACAGGUCCUCUCUUCUCAUUGGUUUACACAGUUCUGUGGCCUGUGUCCUCUGCUGCCUCCUGCUGGUGCUACUGCUGCAGCGCCGAAGGUCACGUGGACACAAAGCAGACUCUGGGACCAAAGGAGACCUGGAGCUGAGUCCGAUAAACUCUUCGCCUCCUGUCGUCGUGUCUGUGCAGAGUCCAGAACCACCCACCACCACUUGUCCCUGCCGCCUCGGGGACCCCGCCCCACUGCACUAA
This is a messenger RNA of Knipowitschia caucasica, 762 nucleotides long. Lineage: Eukaryota; Metazoa; Chordata; Actinopteri; Gobiiformes; Gobiidae. The record is from the annotation of a GenBank genome assembly.